Molecule: messenger RNA, 3085 nt
Organism: Lolium perenne
Lineage: Eukaryota; Viridiplantae; Streptophyta; Magnoliopsida; Poales; Poaceae
Product: protein argonaute 4A
Molecular function (GO): RNA binding; protein binding
Source: RefSeq, a predicted model, not a curated record
AGCUUGCUAGCCACAGCCAGGCGAAGAGACGAGGGUUUUCAUCUCCCGCUCCAGGAGGAAAGGGGAAGCGGCCGGGUAAUCUUCUCCAAAGGAUUCCUGAUCGCACUGCGGCGAUCCACGCCGGCCAGAUGGAGUCUCAAAGUGGCAAGGGAGAUCCCAGCAAGACACCGGCGUCUGACGGUGGCAAGGGCGAUCCCAGCAAGUCACCAGUGUCUGACGGUGGCAAGGGUGGUUCCAGCAUGACGGCCAAGCCUCAGAGGCUUCCCAUCAAAAGGCCAACCCAGCAUGCAACGAAAGGGAGGCCCGUAAUGCUACUCACGAACCAUUUCAAAGUCUCUCUCACCAGAACAGAUCAGAUACUCUACCACUAUGAUGUGACUCUGAAGUACGAUGACGGCAAACCCGUUAAGGGAGAAGGCGUGGGCAGAAAGGUGAUGAAGCAGCUGUACGAGACCUAUGCCUCACAUCUCGCGCACAAAGUAUUCGCCUAUGAUGGCGAGAAGGGUCUCUUUACCGUUGGGCCUCUCCCAUUUAAGAACAAUGUGUUUGACGUAGUUCUGUGCGACGAUGCUUCAUCGGGAAAGACUGGAACGAGCCGGAGCCCCGGAGGAGGGGAUGGAAGUCCAGGACCAAGUGACAAGAAGAGAAUGAAACGAGCAGAGUAUGGCAAAAGAUUCAAGGUGGAGAUAACCUCCACCUCUGCGGCAAGGAUUCCGAUGAGUGCCAUUGCCCAGGUUCUGCGUGGUGGUCAAGAAUCUAAGAACUCGCAGGAAGCUAUACGGGUUCUCGACAUCAUACUGAGGCAGCAUUCCGCAAGACAGGGUUGUCUCUUAGUCCGACAGUCUUUUUUCCGUAGCGAAUUCGGCUCCAUAGACUUGGGUAGCGGCGUGAUCGGUUGUCGGGGUUUCCACUCUAGCUUUCGACUUACUCAAAAUGGGCUUUCGCUCAACUUUGAUUUAUCCACAACGAUGGUAGUGAGACCUGGUCCUGUGAUUGAUUUUCUGCUAUUCAACCAGAAUAUUAAGGACCGUAAAAGAAUUGAUUGGGGCAAAGCCAAGCGUGCACUGAACAAUCUAAGGAUCAAAACCACUCACAGGAAAGCGGAAUUUAAGAUUGUUGGAUUAUCUGAAAAAACAUGCUAUGAACAGAAGUUCUCACAAAAGCAAGGAGAGGGCAACGGUACUGUGGAGGUAACUGUUUAUGAUUACUACAUGGACCGUUGGUCUAUCAAGCUGGAUAACUCUGCUGAUCUUCCCUGUCUUAAUGUGGGGAAGCCAGAUCGUCCAACAUACCUCCCGCUGGAGCUUUGCCAUCUGCUGCCACUACAAAGGUACAAAAAGUCUCUCUCGACGCUGCAAAGGUCAAAACUGGUUGAGGGAUCCAGGCAGAAGCCGCUUGACAGGAUGUCGACAUUGUCUCGUGCGUUGCGUUACAAUAAUUAUGAUACCGAGCCAAUGCUGAGGGAAUGCAGCAUUUCGAUAUCUCGAGAUCCUAUGAAGGUUGAGGGUAGAGUCCUUCAGGCACCACAGUUAAGCGUUGCACAUGGUAGAGAACUUUAUACACCUAAUGGGAGGUGGAAUUUCAAUAAUGAUAGGUUCAUUCGGCCAAUUAAAGUGACGGACUGGGGAGUUGUUAAUUUUUCGGCACGGUGCAAUGUUAGUGAUCUUAUCAGGCGCCUUAUGGAAUCUGCUCGCAAGAAGGGAAUUCCAAUAGACAAUUGUGGUGCUAUUAUUGAGGAGGGGGGUGAUAUGAAACGGCAGUGUCCAGAAAAAAGGGUGGAGACUAUGUUUAAGCAGAUACUAGACAUAUCAAAUCAAAACCCAGCAUUUCUCCUGUGUCUUCUUCCUGAGAAGAACUGUGACAUCUAUGGACCAUGGAAGCGUGAAUGCCUUGCAGUACAUGGUAUCUUAACCCAAUGCUUGGUUCCUCCUGCUAAUAUCAAAGAUCAGUACCUCACAAAUGUACUGUUAAAAAUAAAUGUCAAGCUUGGCGGGUUGAAUUCACAGCUUAAAAGUGAAAUAAACAAAGGCAUUCCUCUGGUGUCAACGAUUUCAACCAUUAUCUUCGGUAUGGAUGUUUCUCAUGGUUCACCUGGACGAUCUGACGUACCGUCGGUUGCUGCAGUGGUUAGUUCCUUGGAGUGGCCAAACAUCUCAAGAUACAGAGCUUCUGUAUGCACUCAGGCACCCAGGCUGGAAACGAUUGAUAAGUUGUUUAAACAAGUUGGAGACGACGAUCAGGGCCUCAUUAAACCUUCACUACUCGAAUUCUACAAGUCCAGUAGAGGGAAGAAACCAGAACAAAUUAUCAUUUUCAGGGAUGGAGUAGGUGAGAGCCAGUUUGAUGACGUGCUGAACACUGAGCUAGCUGAUAUCAUUAAGGCAUGCAAAUUUCUUGAUGACAAAUGGUUACCCAAGUUCACGGUGAUAGUUGCACAGAAGAAUCACCACACAAGAUUUUUCCCGCACAAUGACAAUGAGCGUAAUCCUAAUGUCCAGCCUGGCACUGUUGUAGAUGACGGAAUCUGCCAUCCCAGUAACUAUGAUUUCUACAUGUGUGCUCAUUAUGGGAUAAUUGGGACUACAAGGCCAACACACUACCAGGUGCUCCAUGAUGAGAUAGGCUUCUCUCCUGAUGAGCUGCAGGAGCUCGUGCAUUCCCUCUCCUACGUGUAUCAGAGGAGCACCACAGCAAUCUCAGUAGUUGCUCCCAUCUACUACGCACACCUUGCAGCGGCGCAGGUGGCGAAGUUCACCAGGCUGGAUGACAUGUCAGAGACAUCGUCGAGCCAUGCUACCCAGGCUGCACCUGCCCUGGUGCCAGAGCUACCUCGUCUGCAUGACAAAGUAGCGUCAUCGAUGUUCUUCUGCUAAAGCUGGAAGUUUUCUCAUCAUUCGUUGGAAGUGACUGUAACUUCCGAAUCAAAUGCUACAUAAAACCGGUAGUGGUGUCCAUGUCAAAGCCUGAACUAUGCUUUUGGACUUGGCUGCUCGUUUGAUGGAUGCUAUUCAACGAACAAUCUUUGAUUGCGAUCAUGGUAUUUCUAGCGAAGUUCCUCACCAAUAAUAAUUUGGACUUUUGAUAA